Molecule: messenger RNA, 945 nt
Organism: Condylura cristata (star-nosed mole)
Lineage: Eukaryota; Metazoa; Chordata; Mammalia; Eulipotyphla; Talpidae
Gene: CENPP
Product: centromere protein P
Exons: 8
Coding region: 71-925 (284 amino acids)
Biological process (GO): CENP-A containing chromatin assembly
Cellular component (GO): chromosome, centromeric region; nucleus
Source: RefSeq, a predicted model, not a curated record
UCUUCGUCCCUCCACGGGCACCAGAACGGCUGAACUCUGCGCUUUGGACGUCUCUGGUCGGAGUCGAUCCAUGGCAGAGCUCAGAGCCCUGGAAGCUGAGAUAGCCACCCUGCAGCGGGCGUGUGAGGAGCUGCCGGCGCCCUGGGGAGACGCCCCCCAAGCCAGAAAAUCACUUAAAGAAAUGCAACAACUAAAUUCUGAAAGAUGGGAACCUUUAAAAGAUCUGAGAAGUUAUGUUGAACAUUUAGAAUCGGAACUUAAGUUUCUAAGUACACUUACUGGCAUCAAUAUAAAAAACUACUCUAAGAAGACAGAAGAGCUUAAAAGCAUAGAGACGGCAGAGAAUAGUAUAAAGAAAGUUCUUGAGAGACAUAGACUAUCAGGAAAUUGUCACAUGAUUACAUUUCAACUUGAAUUUCAGAUUCUGGAAAUACAGAAUAAGGAGAGUUUAUCUUCUGUUAUUACUGACCUCAAUAUAAUAAUGGAGCCUACAGAAUAUUCAGAAUUAAGUGAAUUUGUGUCUAGAGCAGAGGAAAGGAAAGAUCUCUUCAUGUUUUUUCGAAGUCUGCACUUUUUUGUGGAGUGGUGUGAAUAUCGUAAGCGCACAUUUCUACAUUUCAAGGAAAAGUACCCAGAAGUUGUGCAUCUUCCAGAGGGGGCCUCCUCUAGCUACAUGGAGGUCCGGAGCCCCAGCCAGUCAGGAUUUGAAUUAGUAAUUGUCUGGAGGAUACAAAUAGAUGAAGAAGGGAAGGUUUUGCCAAAGCUAGAUCUUCUCACCCAAGUGCCUCAGCAAGCCCUUCAACUGGACAAGAAGAGAGUCAUAGAAGCUGCUCCAUUGAGCUUCCGAACCUUGCUCGGCGUGCUCGGCAUUGAAGCCACUCUAGAGAGCCUGGUAGCAUCACUCUGCACGGAGGAAAACAACUAGGAACCAGUGAGUGCACCUGA